CUAGUUUUCCGACGUUUGAUGCACUGUGAGAAGUGAUCCAAGUACAGAUGCGGUAUUAAUACCCGACCCUUCAGCCCAUAAAACCUCAACUACAAGCAACAAAAACAAUUCAACAAAAACAAUCCCCAGCAACAUGACUAUUAGAAGCGAUAGUACUAGUACCGGUAGCACAGAAGACUUGCAUGAUAUCUCUUUGGAUGGCGCCGAGAAAGGCGAGACCACAACACCCAGUGCAAGAUUGGACGAGAGAAAGGGAUCGGACAGUGAGCAACCAAGCAGUGUCAAACCAACGCGACGAUCGCUCCGCAAGCAUUUCUUCUUCUUUCUUAUGGGCAUUGGCCUUGGUGCUUUCGUUGCUAAAUUCCUGCUGGAGCUAAAGAUCGAUCGUGGCACUACCCACCAAACCGAAGCCCAAGAAGACAAAGAAGCCAACCAGGACAACAACAGAACACUCCUGACAGCCAAAACCUCACCGGAGCUGUUGAAGGCAUUCAACCACAUGAUAAUCUUUGGAGAUUCCUUUUCAGACACUGGCAAUAUCUAUGCUGCUUCCAACCAGACAGCCCCAGCUAGUCCUCCAUACUAUCAAGGGAGAUAUUCCAACGGACUCAACUAUGCAGAUUUCCUCGCUGAGAGGCUGGGCAAAGAAGAAGGCUUCAUUCAAAACUAUGCCUGUGGUGGAGCAACAACCGACAGCAACGUGAUCUCUGCGGAAUCGACCUUUCUUCAAGGCCCCGUUCCAGCUGUGAAUGAGCAAAUUCAGACGUUUACUGCCGAUCAAGCAGAGUCCUCGUCCCUAUUGAACAGCAACUCGACACUGUACAUUUUGUAUUCCGGAUACAACGACUAUUGGUGGUGGAUGUAUCGCCAUAGUGAAAACGCAACAGGCUCUUCAUUGCUGCCCUCAGAAGCCGCAAUGGAAAGGUUUGCCGAACAGGUGUCCUCGGCUGUUGUAGGCAAUAUUGUGAACUUGUAUGAGGACAGCAGGGUCAGUGGGCGUCACUUUUUGGUUGCAGACCUUGCCCCCAUGAAACACUUUCCGGAGGCGACCAACUACACUUCCGAGUAUCUUGAAGCCUAUCACUUCCUGACCCAGAGGCACAAUGCUCUUCUGGAGGAAAAGCUGGAUCUCUUUCAAAAGGAACGAUUUGGUCUUGAGGAUGAUGAAGUUGCCACCAUUCAACGACUGAAAAUACAUGAUCUCUACAUGAGCCUUCUUAGGAACCCGACCGAGAAUGGAUUCAGCCCCACUACUACAAAUAUGGUAGAUACCAAAGCUUGUCUUUCAGGCGACAUCCAAUGCGCUCUGCCCUUUGGCAAUCUCUUUUGGGAUGAUUAUCAUCCGACAACUCAUACACACUUUCUGAUCUCCCAAGAGAUUGUGAACACGUACCAGUAAUAGCUCUGACUGAGUUUUUUUUUAGCUACUCGUAGUUUUCAUACAAAUAGUCUAAGUUGAAAUGGAGAUACUACCAUACUCCAAUGACA
Seminavis robusta is the source of this 1488-nucleotide messenger RNA. NCBI's taxonomy places the organism in Eukaryota, Bacillariophyta, Bacillariophyceae, Naviculales, Naviculaceae. The record is from the annotation of a GenBank genome assembly.